AUGGGCAACGAGGCUAGUCUGGAGGGCGGCACUGGCGAAGGGCCGCUGCCGCCCGGGGGCCCAGGUCCCGGCCCCGGCCCCGGCUCAGGGAAGCCGCCUUCAGCACCGGCUGGCGGCGGACAGCUCCCCGCGGUUGGGGCGGCGAGGGCGACUACGGGACCACCGGCCCCUGGCGCUGGCCCCGGCCCCGGCCCCGGGGUCACGGUCAGUGUUUCUCGGAGACUGGACCCCAAGGAGUCCCUGGGUAGCCAGAGAGCAGCUUCCCCAACUCCAAAGCAGGCUUCUGCUACUGUUUCCAGCAAUGAGAGCCCCCGGGAGACAAAGGCACAGGGCCCAGCAGGCCGGGAAGCUGAUGGUCCCCGCAGGACGCUGCAGGUGGACAGCAGGACACAGAGAUCAGGGCGGUCCCCCUCGGUGUCACCGGACAGAGGCAGUACCCCCACAUCACCCUACUCCGUCCCCCAGAUUGCCCCUCUUCCCAGCAGCACCCUGUGUCCCAUAUGCAAGACCUCGGACCUCACGUCGACCCCCAGCCAGCCAAACUUCAACACCUGUACCCAGUGUCACAACAAGGUCUGCAACCAGUGUGGGUUCAACCCCAAUCCUCAUCUCACCCAGGUGAAGGAGUGGCUCUGUCUGAACUGUCAGAUGCAGAGGGCUCUGGGAAUGGACAUGACCACUGCGCCUCGCUCCAAGAGCCAGCAGCAGCUGCACUCCCCAGCCCUGUCUCCUGCCCACUCCCCAGCCAAACAGCCCCUGGGGAAGCCGGAGCAAGAGAGAUCUCGGGGCCCAGGGGGACCACAGCCUGGCCCCCUCCAGGCUGAGACAGCCAGGGCCACCUCAGUGCCGGGGCCUGUCCAAACAGCUACCCCUCCAGAGAUGGGGAGGGUGUCGCCUCAGCCCCCUCUCCCCACAAAGCCUUGCACAGCUGAGCCCAGGCCACCUGCAGGAGAGGCCCCAGCCAAAAGUGCCACUGCAGUGCCCUCUGGGCUUGGUGCUGCUGAGCAGACCCAGGAAGGCCUCACCGGGAAGCUCUUCGGCCUCGGUGCAUCACUGCUGACCCAGGCGAGCACCCUCAUGUCUGUGCAGCCUGAGGCAGAGCCCCAGAGCCAGCCUGCCCCCAGCAAGGGGCCGCCCAAGAUCAUCUUCAGUGAUGCAAGUAAGGAGGCUGGCCCAAAACCCCCUGGCUCGGGGCCUGUGCCUGGGCCAACACCUGGAGCCAAAACUGAGCCUGAGGCUAGAAAAGGUCCUGGAUCAGUGCCUGGACCCCUGGCAAAAACUGGAGGAACAACCAGUCCAAAGCAUGGCAGAGCAGAACAUCAGGCAGCAUCCAAAGCUGCUGCCAAGCCAAAGACCAUGCCGAAGGAAAGGGCCACCUGCCCACUGUGCCAAGCUGAGCUCAAUGUGGGCAGCAAGGGCCCAGCCAACUAUAACACCUGCACCACCUGCAAGCUCCAGGUGUGCAACCUGUGUGGCUUCAACCCAACGCCUCACCUGAUGGAGAAAACAGAGUGGCUUUGUCUGAACUGCCAAACUAAGCGGCUGUUGGAGGGCAGCCUGGGAGAGCCCAGCCCUCUGCUGCUGCCCACCUCACAGCAGCCUCCUGCAGGGGCCCCUCACCGUGCAGCUGGAACAGCCCCUCUGAAGCAGAAAGGACCACAGGGACUGGGUCAGCCAUCCGGCGUCCCACCUGCCAAGGCCAGCUCCCAACACACCAAAGCCAGCCCCUUGCCCACCAAGGCCAGCCCCCAGGCCAAGCCCCUUAGGGCUUCCGAACCCAGCAGGACCCCAAGCAGUACCCAGGAAAAGAAGACAGGAGUCCCUGCUAAAGCUGAGCCGGUGCCGAAGCCACCUCCAGGGACUACCCUGCCUCCUGGGAUUCCUAAAGUAAAGAGUGGGAUGAGGAGGACUGAACCUGCCACCCCUGUCGUCAAGGCUGUUCCAGAAGCCCCCAAGGGUGGUGAGGUGGAGGAACUGGUGGGCAAGCCUUACUCUCAGGACCUGUCCCGGAGCCCACAGAGCCUCAGCGACACAGGCUAUUCCUCUGAUGGCAUCUCCAGCUCCCAGAGUGAGAUCACAGGCAUUGUGCAACAGGAGGUGGAGCAGCUGGACAGUGCAGGGGUGAUGGGGCCACGCCCACCCAGCCCCUCAGAGCUCCACAAGGUGGGGAGCAGCAUGCAGCCUUUGCUGGAGGCCCAGGGCCUGGCCCCCAGUGGGGAGCAGAGCAAGCCACCCUGCAGCAGCACUGGUGAGGAGCAGAAGCGGCGGCCCCACUCCUUGUCCAUCGUGCCUGAGGCCUUUGACUCUGAUGAGGAGCUGGAGGAUAUCCUAGAGGAAGAGGAAGACUCUCUCGAGUGGGGGCGCCAGAGGGACCAGCGGGACACAGCUGAGUCCUCAGAUGAUUUUGGCAGCCAGCUGAGGCAUGACUAUGUGGAGGACAGCAGUGAGGGAGGCCUGUCCCCUCUUCCACCCCAACCCCCAGUCCGGGUAGUAGAACUGACUGAUGAGGAGUUCAUGCGACGGCAGAUCCUAGAGAUGAGUGCUGAGGAAGACAACCUGGAGGAGGAUGACACUGCCACCUCCGGGCAUGGCCUGGCCAAACAUGGCAUCCAAAAGGGUGGCUCCAGGCCCAGGUCUGAGCCUAGCCAAGACCCAGGAACACUGCCUAAGAGGCGCCUGCCCCACAAUGCCACCACAGGCUAUGAGGAGCUGCUGUCUGAGGGAGGCCCAGCAGAGGCCACUGAUGGCAGUGGGGCCCUGCAGGGUGGGCUCCGCCGAUUCAAGACCAUUGAGCUCAACAGCACAGGCAGCUACAGCCACGAGCUAGACCUGGGCCAAGACCCUGACCCCAGCCUGGAUCGGGAGCCGGAGCUGGAGAUGGAGAGCCUGACAGGCUCGCCUGAGGACCGCUCCCGUGGGGAGCACUCCUCUACCCUGCCUGCCUCCACGCCCAGCUACACCUCGGGUACCUCGCCCACCUCCCUGUCAUCGCUAGAGGAGGACAGUGACAGCAGUCCCAGCCGCCGGCAGCGGCUGGAGGAAGUGAAACAGCAGCGCAAGGCCCGGCACCGCUCGCAUGGGCCCCUGCUGCCCACCAUCGAGGACUCCUCGGAGGAGGAGGAGCUGCGGGAGGAGGAGGAGCUGCUGCGCGAGCAGGAGAAGAUGCGGGAGGUAGAGCAGCAACGCAUCCGCAGCACUGCCCGCAAGACCCGGCGUGACAAGGAAGAACUGCGGGCCCAGCGGAGGCGCGAGCGCUCCAAGACACCACCCAGUAACCUGUCGCCCAUUGAGGACGCCUCCCCUACAGAGGAGCUGAGGCAGGCAGCUGAGAUGGAAGAGUUACACCGCUCCUCCUGCUCUGAGUACUCUCCCUCACCCUCCCUUGACUCAGAGGCUGAGGCCCAGGAUGGUGGCCCCGCCCAGCUCUACAAGUCAGGCAGUGAGUACAAUCUGCCCACCUUCAUGUCCCUCUACUCACCAACCGAGACACCCUCGGGCAGCGCCACCGCUCCCAGUUCUGGGCGACCCCUCAAGAGCGCCGAGGAGGCCUACGAAGAGAUGAUGAGAAAGGCUGAGCUGCUCCAGCGGCAACAGGGCCGGGUGGCAGGAGCCCAGGGGCCCCAUGGUGGCCCCUCUCAGCCCACUGUCCCCCGGGCCCAGGGCUCCUUUGAAUACCAAGACACCCCAGACCGUGCCUAUGGCAGGGCUGCUCAGCCUGUCUCAGAGGGCACAGCGGCCAGCCAGGGAGCAGCCGUGUACGAGGAGAUCCUUCAGACUUCACAGAGCAUAGUCCGCAUGCGGCAGGCCUCCUCACGGGACCUGGCCUUUGCUGAGGACAAGAAGAAGGAGAAGCAGUUUCUGGAUGCCGAGAGUGCGUACAUGGACCCAAUGAAGCAAAAUGGUGGUCCACUUACCCCUGGUACCAGUCCCACCCAGCUGGCUGCCCCUGUGUCCUUCUCCACCUCCACCACCUCGGACAGCAGUGGGAGCCGAGUUAUUCCUGAUGUCCGUGUCACUCAGCAUUUUGCAAAGGAGCCUCAGGACCACCUCAAGCUGCACAGCUCUCCUGCCUCCCCCAGUUCAGCCUCCAAGGAGGUAGGCAUGUCUUUCUCCCAAGGCCCUGGGACCUUAGCCACCACAGCUGUGGCUCCUUGUCCGGCUGGCCUGCCACGAGGAUAUGUGACUCCAACCUCCCCAGCGGGCUCUGAGCGCAGUCCUUCACCAUCUUCCACAGGCCACAGAUAUGGACAGAGCCCAACCACUGCAAACUAUGGGUCCCAAACUGAGGAGCUACCCCAAGCCCCCAGUGGCCCUGCUACAGGUGGACGGACUGCCAGAGAGAAGGCCCUGAGUGGGAGUGACGGCGAGGGUGGCACUCCCCAGCCUUCCCGGGGAUAUUCCUACUUUACAAGCUCCAGCCCACCUCUCUCCCCAUCUUCCCCCUCAGAGAGUCCCACAUUCUACCCUGGCAAGCUGGGUCCAAGGGCUACAGCAGAGUUCUCUACACAGACGCCAAGCCCAACCCCUGCCUCAGACAUGCCACGGAGCCCUGGUGUCCCCCCUCCAACACCCAUGGUAGCCCAGGGCACACAAACACCACACCGACCCAGCACACCUCGCCUGGUGUGGCAGCAGUCCUCUCAGGAGGCUCCCUUUAUGGUCAUCACGCUGGCAUCAGAUGCCUCUAGCCAGACCAGGAUGGUACAUGCCAGUGCCUCCACCUCCCCAGUGUGCUCACCUACUGACACCCAGGCCACCACCCACAGCUACAGCCAGACAACACCUCCGAGUGUGUCUCAGCUGCCCCCAGCACCACCUGGACCACCUGUGUUCCCACGGGUGCCCAGUGCUGGUGCAGAUGGGCCCCUGGCCCUAUAUGGCUGGGGUGCCCUUCCUGCAGAGAACAUCUCCCUGUGCCGUAUCUCCUCUGUCCCUGGAACUUCUAGAGUUGAGCCAGGCCCCAAGCCCCCUGGCAGUGCAGUAGUAGACCUUCGCAUGGCCAUCAAACCCACACCCAUCAUUCUCACUGACCAGGGCAUGGACCUGACCUCUCUUGCUGUGGAAGCGAGGAAGUAUGGCCUUACCCUGGAUCCAAUCCCAGGGCGGCAGUCAACUGCUGUGCAGCCCUUGGUUAUCAACCUCAAUGCUCAGGAGCAGACUCAUGCCUUCCUUGGUGUUUCCACUACUGUGAGCAUCACCGUGGCCUCAUCUGUGCUCAUGGCUCAGCAAAAGCAGCCUGUGGUCUAUGGAGACCCCUUCCAGAGCCGGAUCGACUUUGGUCAGGGCACGGGUAGCCCUGUGUGCUUGGCCCAGGUCAAGCAGGUAGAGCAGGCUGUCCAGACAGCCCCAUACCGAGGUGGGCCCCGGGGAAGGCCCAGGGAGACCAAGCUUGCCAGGUAUAACCUACCCAACCAGGUAGCACCUCUGGCCAGAAGGGACAUUUUGAUCACUCAAAUAGGCACUGCCCAGAGCGUUGGCCUCAAGUCAGGCCCAGUGCCAGAGCCUGGUGCCGAGCCCCAUAGGGCCACCCCUGCAGAGCUGCAGUCACAUGCUGCUCUGCCAGGUGCCAGGAAGCCACACACAGUGGUGGUGCAGAUGGGAGAGGGCACAGCAGGUACUGUGACCACACUGCUCCCAGAGGAGCCAGCGGGUGCCCUGGACCUCACUGGGAUGAGGCCUGAGAGCCAGGUGGCAUGCUGCGACAUGGUCUACAAGUUCCCCUUUGGCAGUAGCUGCACUGGCACCUUCCACCCUGCCCCCAGUGCACCUGAGAAGAGCGUGGCAGAUGCUGCCAUACCUGGCCAAAGCAGCAGCCCCUUCUACACUACCCGGGAACCUGAGCCUCCCGAGCCCCCCACCUACCAGGCACAGAGGGUUGUGGGGCCUGGGACCCACGAGGAGCAGAGGCCCUACCCUCAGGUCCUCCCUGGCAGGCUGUACUCCUCCAUGUCUGACACCAAUUUGGCUGAGGCUGGCCUCAAUUACCAUGCCCACAGGAUUGGGCAGCUCUUCCAGGGCCCUGGACGAGACUCCGCUGUGGACCUCAGCUCACUGAAGCACUCCUACAGCCUGGGCUUUGCAGAUGGACGCUACCUAGGGCAGGGCUUGCAGUAUGGUUCAUUCACGGACCUGCGUCAUCCCACAGACCUUUUGACUCACCCACUUCCCAUGCGGCGCUAUAGCUCAGUGUCAAACAUCUACUCAGACCACAGGUAUGGCUCACGGGGAGACACAGUUGGCUUCCAGGAGGCCAGCCUGGCCCAGUACAGUGCCACCACAGCCCGGGAGAUCAGCCGCAUGUGCGCUGCCCUCAACUCCAUGGACCAGUAUGGCGGGCGGCAUGGCAGCAGUGGUGGUGGCCCUGACCUUGUGCAGUACCAGCCCCAGCAUGGGCCUGGGCUCAGUGGUGCACAGGGUCUGGCUCCCCUCAGACCUGGCCUCCUUGCUAACCCCACCUUUCCAGAGGGCCACCCGAGUCCUGGGAACCUGGCCCAGUUUGGGCCUGCAGCAGGCCAGGGAAUGGCAGUUAGACAGCUGCUGCCAUCCACAGCCACUGUGCGUGCAGCUGAUGGCAUGAUCUACUCGACUAUCAACACCCCAAUUGCUGCAACACUGCCCAUCACCACCCAGCCCACCUCAGUACUGCGGCCCAUGGUUCGUGGUGGCAUGUACAGGCCUUAUGCAUCUGGUGGAGUCACAGCCGUGCCACUCACCAGCCUGACGCGCAUGCCCAUGAUUGCCCCCCGGGUACCUCUUGGGCCCACUGGGCUGUACCGAUAUCCUGCACCAAGUAGAUUCCCCACUGCUUCCAGCAUUCCACCAGCUGAGGGUCCUGUCUACUUGGGGAAACCUGCUGCCGCUAAGGCCCCCGGAUCUGGGGGCCAAUUAAGGCCAGAGCUGCCAACAGGGACUGCACGGGAGGAAGCUCUUUCUACAACCACCCCUGCUACCAUCAAGGAAGCUGCAGCAGCCCCAGCCCCUGCCCCACUAGCAGGCCAGAAGCCAUCAGGAGAUGCUUCUCCUGGGGGUGCCAGUGGGGCCCUCAGCCGGCCAGGACUUGAGAAGGAGGAAGUGUCACAGGAGGAGAGGCAGCGGAAGCAGCAGGAGCAGCUGCUACAGCUGGAGCGAGAGCGGGUGGAGCUGGAGAAGCUGCGACAACUGCGGUUGCAAGAGGAGCUAGAGCGGGAGCGGGUGGAGCUGCAGCGGCAUCGUGAGGAAGAGCAGCUGCUGGUGCAGCGGGAGCUGCAGGAGCUGCAGACGAUCAAGCAUCAUGUGCUGCAGCAGCAGCAAGAGGAACGCCAGGCUCAGUUUGCACUGCAGCGGGAGCAGCUAGCGCAGCAGCGGCUGCAGCUGGAGCAGAUACAGCAGCUGCAGCAGCAGCUGCAGCAGCAGCUAGAAGAGCAGAAGCAGCGGCAGAAGACUCCUUUCCCUGCAGUCUGUGAGGCACCUGGCCGAGGGCCUGCCCUAGCUGCCACCGAACUGGCCCAGAACGGCCAGUAUUGGCCACCCCUGACCCACACAGCCUUCAUUGCUGUGGCAGGGAAUGAGGGGCCUGGGCAGCCUCGUGAGCCCAUCCUGCACCGGGGUCUCCCCAGCUCAGCCUCAGACAUGUCACUGCAGACUGAGGAGCAGUGGGAGGCAGGCCGCAGUGGUAUCAAGAAGCGGCACUCCAUGCCACGCCUGCGGGACGCCUGUGAGCCAGAGUCAGGUCCUGAGCCCUGCGUGGUCAGGAGGAUUGCAGACAGCAGCGUGCAGACAGAUGAUGAGGAUGGGGAGGGCCGCUACCUCCUGACCCGGAGGCGCAGAACUCGGCGGAGUGCUGACUGCAGCGUGCAGACGGACGAUGAGGACAAUGCCGAGUGGGAGCAGCCGGUGCGCCGCCGCAGGUCCCGUCUUUCCCGCCACUCAGACUCGGGCUCUGACAGCAAGCAUGAUGCCACUGCUUCGUCAUCCACUGCCACCACCGCUGUAAGGGCCAUGAGCAGCGUGGGCAUCCAGACCAUCAGUGACUGCUCUGUGCAGACGGAGCCUGACCAGCUGCCCAGGGUCUCUCCAGCCAUCCACAUCACAGCUGCCACCGAUCCCAAGGUGGAGAUUGUCAGGUACAUAUCAGCGCCAGAAAAGACUGGGCGCGGAGAGAGCCUGGCCUGCCAGACGGAGCCAGAUGGGCAGGCCCAGGGUGUGGCCGGGCCGCAGCUUGUAGGACCAACUGCCAUCAGCCCCUACCUUCCUGGCAUCCAGAUUGUCACCCCAGGGCCCCUAAGCAGAUUUGAGAAAAAGAAGCCAGAUCCCUUGGAGAUUGGGUACCAGGCCCACCUGCCUCCGGAAUCUCUCUCACAGCUUGUGAGUCGCCAGCCUCCCAAGUCUCCCCAGGUCCUCUACUCACCAGUCUCGCCCCUGUCCCCACAUCGGCUCCUGGACACCUCCUUUGCUUCCAGUGAGAGGCUGAACAAGGCUCAUGUGAGUCCCCAGAAGCACUUCACGGCUGACAGCACUCUCCGCCAGCAGACGCUGCCUCGCCCCAUGAAGACCCUGCAGCGGUCCUUGUCUGACCCUAAGCCCCUCAGCCCCACCGCCGAGGAGUCUGCCAAAGAGAGAUUCUCCCUCUACCAGCACCAGGGGGGACUGGGUAGCCAGGUGUCGGUGCUGCCACCCAAUGGCCUGGUCCGCAAGGUGAAGCGGACACUGCCCAGCCCCCCUCCAGAGGAGGCUCACCUUCCCCUGGCUGGCCAGGCCCCCCCACAGCUGUAUGCAGCCAGCCUGCUGCAGCGAGGGCUGGCGGGGCCCACCGCUGUCCCUGCUACCAAGGCCAGCCUGCUCCGGGAGCUGGACCGGGACCUGCGGCUGGUGGAGCAUGAGUCCACCAAGCUGCGCAAGAAGCAGGCGGAGCUUGAUGAGGAGGAGAAGGAGAUUGACGCCAAGCUCAAGUACCUGGAGCUGGGCAUCACACAGCGCAAGGAGUCUUUGGCCAAAGACCGAGGUGGACGUGACUACCCACCCUUGCGAGGUCUUGGUGAGCAUCGUGACUACUUGUCAGACAGUGAGCUCAAUCAGCUGCGGCUCCAGUGCUGCACCACUCCCGCCGGCCAGUAUGUGGACUUUCCUGUCACUGCCGCUGCUCCUCCCACCCCCUCUGGCCCCACUGCCUUCCAGCAGCCCCGGUUCCCACCUCCAGCCCCACAGUACACUGCAGGCAGUGGUGAGCCAACUCAGAAUGGAUUCCCAGCCCAUCAGGCACCCACCUACCCUGGCCCCAGCACAUACCCAGCACCUACCUUUCCUCCUGGCACCAGUUACCCAGCUGAGCCUGGCUUGCAAGGCCAGCAGGCUUUCCAUCCUACAGGCCAGUAUGCAGCCCAAACACUCAUGCCAACCACACAGAGCACCCUUUUUCCUGUCCCAGCUGACAGCCGUGCCCCCCACCAGAAGCCACGCCAGACAUCACUAGCCGACUUGGAGCAAAAGGUGCCUACCAACUAUGAGGUGAUCACCAGCCCUGUUGUGGCCAUGUCCUCAGCUCCCUCUGAAACCAUCUAUAGUGUCCCAGCAGUGAGCAGCAGCUAUGAGCAGGGCAAGGCCCCUGAGCUGCCCCGGGCCAGUGACCGUGGCAGUGUGAGCCAGAGCCCAGCCCCCACCUACCCCUCUGACUCACACUACACUAGUCUGGAGCAGAACGUUCCUCGGAACUAUGUGAUGAUUGAUGACAUCAGUGAGCUGACCAAGGACAGCACCUCUGCUGCCCCUGAUAGCCAGCGGCUAGAGCCCUUGGGCCCAGGCAGCAGUGGGCGCCCAGGGAAGGAGCCUGGAGAACCAGGUGUCCUUGAGGGGCCUGCACUGCCCUGCUGCUAUGCCAGAGGAGAGGAGGAAUCUGAGGAGGACUCAUAUGACCCCCGUGGGAAGGUUGGCCAUCAUCGGAGCAUGGAGAGCAAUGGCCGACCAGCCAGUGCCCACUACUACAGUGACAAUGACUACAGACAUGGGACUCGAGCAGAGAAAUAUGGUCCAGGGCCUGUGGGGCCCAAGCAUCCCUCCAAGAGCCUGGCCCCAGCUGCCAUCUCCUCAAAGCGCAGCAAGCACCGGAAGCCGGGCAUGGAGCAAAAGAUCUCCAAGUUCUCACCUAUUGAAGAGGCCAAGGAUGUGGAGUCGGACCUGGCCUCCUGCCCCCCACCUGCAGUCAGCAGCAGCCUGGCCUCCCGGGGCAGGAGGUUCCAGGAUGAAAUUACCUACGGGCUCAAGAAGAACGUGUAUGAGCAGCAGAGGUACUAUGGGGUCUCCAGCCGGGAUGCAGUAGAGGAGGAUGACCGCAUGUAUGGUGGGAGCAGCCGGUCCCGGAUGGCAUCUGCAUACAGUGGGGAGAAGCUGUCCAGCCAUGAUCUCAGUGGCCGAGGCAAGGGGUAUGAACGGGAACGGGAGGCUGUGGAGCGACUUCAAAAGGCAGGCCCCAAGCCCUCAUCCUUGAGCAUGGCCCACAGCCGGGCACGGCCCCCCAUGCGGAGCCAGGGCUCUGAAGAGGAGAGCCCUGUCAGCCCCUUGGGGCGGCCCCGCCCUGCUGGGGGGACCCUCCCUCCUGGGGAUGCCUGCCCACAGUUCUGCUCCAGCCACUCAAUGCCUGAUGUCCAGGAGCAUGUCAAAGACGGACCUCGGGCCCACUCAUAUAAGCGUGAGGAGGGCUACGUCCUGGAUGAUUCCCACUGCGUGGUUUCCGACAGUGAAGCAUAUCACCUGGGCCAGGAGGAGACGGACUGGUUUGAUAAGCCCCGGGAUGCCCGCUCUGACCGGUUCAGGCACCAUGGGGGCCACACAGUCUCCUCCUCCUCCCAGAAGCGAGGCCCUGCCAGGCACAGUUACCACGACUAUGAUGAGCCCCCCGAGGAAGGCCUAUGGCCUCACGAUGAGGGUGGCCCAGGCCGCCAUGCCUCAGCCAAGGAACACCGGCACCACAGUGACCACGGGCGGCACUCAGGCCGCCACACUGGUGAGGAGCCAGGAAGGCGUGCUGCCAAACCACACGUUCGGGACCUGGGUCGCCAUGAGGCCCGGCCCCACUCUCAGCCCAGCCCUGCCCCAACCAUGCCGAAGAAGGGUCAGCCUGGGUACCCCAACUCUGCUGAAUACUCACAGCCAUCCCGUGUUCCAUCAGCAUACCAUCAUGCCUCUGACAGCAAGAAGGGCUCCCGGCAGGCCCACUCCAGUUCUGCUGCUCUGCAUCCAAAACCAGAACCGCAGGCACAGCCGCAGCUGCAAGGUUGGCAGGCAGCUCCAGGGCCACAGCAGUCACAGCCACCACUACACAGGCAGAUGCCCUCAGGGGCAGCAUCACGCCAGCCACAGACACAACAGCAGCAGCAGCAGCAGCAGCAGCAGCAGCAGCAACAGCAGCAACAAGGCCUUGGGCCGCAGCCUCCCCAGCAGACCCCGUUGCAGGCUCGGCUGCAGCAGCAGAGCCAGCCAACCGCCCGGGGCCCAGCCCCUGUUGCCAGCCAGCCAGUAGGGAAGCCUCAGCCAGGCCCCAUGACAGCCACAGGCCCCCAGCCAGCAGGACAGCCACGGGCAGAACAGGCAAAUGGCUCCAAAGGGACAGCCAAAGCACCCCAACAGGGGAGGGCUCCUCAGGCCCAGCCAACACCAGGACCUGGACCUGCAGGCAUGAAGGCUGGAGCCAGGCCUGCAGGGACCCCAGGGGCUCCUACUAGCCAGCCAGGAGCCGAAGGGGAGAGUGUGCUCUCCAAGAUCCUCCCUGGCGGGGCAGCAGAGCAAGCCGGCAAGCUGACAGAAGCUGUCUCUGCUUUUGGCAAAAAAUUUUCUUCAUUCUGGUGACCGUGCCCAGCGGGGCUCUUGAAGAGAUGAAGAGAGAUGAUAUUGCUGUGGAAAAAUCUCUGGAGUCAGAGGCCUGGGUGCAGCUCUGGACUCUGCGUAUAACACAUCUACAGUUUGGCAAACCCUUGGGCCAAAGACUCAUACCAGGUGGGACGUGGCAGGCAGGCCUCAGUUGAGGACAGGAUGUUUUCUAACAGCAGCUGCCUGGGUGAAGCAUCUGCUGGACAAGUGGGACCAUUGGCUUGGGAGGACCUUUGAUUGUCUUUCCAGAGACCCCACUCUCCUCAGGGCAUCACUUUCAAGGCAUAGCCAGCACUGGGAGGGAGGAGCCCUCUCCAGAAACCCUGCCACGCAGCUGUCUUGCCACUCCUCCCACAGCCACCUGCCUGUGGCCUGGCCAUCCAGGCUUCCGGUGCGUUAUACACAGAGUUUGGAAGCACACUGCUCUCCCUCCGAGAUGCCAGAAGUUUUUCCACAGCCUUGGGGAGGGGCUUUGACUGAAGGCUGGGGGCCCCGGGCUCCAUUUCCUUCACAUUCCAGCUGGCCCAGAUCCCUCUGUGGCCACAGGGCCCUGCCCCCCUCACCCUGCCCUCUGGGUGACAUGGGAGCAGACCUCCAUGUGGCCAUUGUGGGGUUGGGAGAACUUUACAAACAUUAGGACCUAACACUGUCUCAUCGCUGAAAUAAGAGGCCAUAGCACCGAAAAGCAGUGUGGGUGCCAGCUGAGGCUUCUCCCAGCCCGUGGGUGGCAGAGUGCUUGCACGCCUGCCAUCAUCUCAAAGCCAUCACCCCCAGCCAUUGUGAGCAUCCCAGUGGCACCACCAUUGUCUCAACCAGCCGGCUCCUCGUCCAUACACCUGGGAAUUUCUUUUGAGUUCAAGAACAGCCUUAAUCAUUCCAGUUUGAUUUACGCGUAUACCUCAUAAACAUUUUUCUUUUGUUUCUCUUUCUCCCCCUUUCUCUCUUCUCUUUGCUCACCCUCUUGCCUCUUCCCUCCACCACCACCUUGUGACUGACGGUUUGGUUUCCUCUCUGCUCUGCCCCUGCUUUGCACAGGGAGAAUAUUGACUUAGAAGCAAUAGGGGGCAGCAGGCCACCAAGAGCACAACCCCAGGGCGAGGUCUAGGGAGGUCCCUCAGCCCGCCUCUGUUUACUGUGCAAUUGCAGUCCUUCUUAAGCCAUCACCAGUGAGUGUGCUCAGAGCAGAGGGGUCAGGGCUCUGCCAGCCAAGGGAAAGGCCCAGAGCCCUGUGGGGAGUAGUAUGGCACCGUCUAUCCACCUGCUGGACUGGGCGGCAUUCCUCCCCAAGGCCCCUACCAUGGGGCCUCCCUUCAUCUUGGGCACAGUCACAAGUCUCAUCUCUAACGUUCUAUGCAAUGAAAUAUAAACCCUCAAAGACAACUGUUAAUAUUUAAUAAAUUCCAUGUUAUGUAUAAGGAGUUAAUUGCAAACAUGCAAUUGAAAAACUGGAUAGAUAUUCUCAUAUCAACCCUCCAACCCCACCCCUGCUCUCAUCGUGUGUGUGAAAUUCUGUCUGUGGCAUGUUUGACCUGUGGCAGGACUCGCUGCUGCCAGGUGAGUCACCGCCUGUCCCGCAGUGGAGCAUGCACAGCUCACAGCCUCUUUGCACGAUUUCAUCCAUUUUAAAUGCUUGACCCUCUUGCUUGGAGUUCUUUUUACCUCAGAACCUCUCCUUCAGAAGCACUUCUAGCUGACUUCUGCACAAGCUAGUGAGGACCUUCCAGAAUUGUUGCCUGAGCAUGCCAGGCUGUGGGACAGGCAGUACAAGUCCCCAUGUACCCUGCGGGUUUCUUUGUCCAAGACAGCACGUAAAAAGGAGGCCCCGGAGUAGACACAAUGGUAGAAGCCCACACAGGAUGUAUGUGUGUGAAUGCUCUGAAGGUUUGCUAUAGGAUUUCUAUUUGUAUGCUGUUUUCCUCUCCUACCCCAGCCCUGAGCCAGAGGCAUCUGGCCACCCCUUCCCAGCAGGGCAUUGCUGGGCUGCAUCUAUGGCCAGAGAGCAGAGGCCAAGAGCAGAACCUGGCUGUGCCCUAGGGACCCCAGCUCCUGAUUACACCUGCUCCAUUCCUUUCUUCUGUGACUGGGAGGCUCAAAAGACUGUGAGCCAGGAGACUUGGGCUGGUGCCAUGGGGUCGAAGGGUGCUCAGGACAAUCUGGGCCUUUGGCACUGUGGUAAGAAUAGCUGACAAUGUCAUCCAGAACCAGAGCAGGUGAACUGUUCACAGAAACAACGCUUCGAGCUGAGUUUCUUGGGAAGUUCCUCAAUAACAUAAGUUACAGAAGGUCCCAUGUGGCCCUCCCUACAUCUGUCCCUGCGACCUACCCUCCAAACCCACCCCCUUCUCUAAAGCCCAUGUAUCCCACUGUUCAUCAGCUUCUCCAUAACUGAGCUAGGGGUGUGGCAGGCAGUAGCUGGCUAACCCCUUGAGGCCUAACCUUCCUCCAGAGUGCUCUGGUUUGCAUCACGCAUUUCUUAGGGGUCCACAUUUCUCGUGCUUUUCUAUAAGGACUACACCCCCUUCAGAGAGGGAUCCUGGCCCAACUGUAGCAGCUGUGGAUGGGACAAGUUGUCAAUCUCUGUACUGGACCUAGGACCAUAUUCCAGAAGUGGCUUUCCUGGGAUUUGGCCUCACCCAUCUCACAGGACACCUGCUUCAUCCCAGAGAUCAGGCCUGGUCUGUAUGAUGUCAUCUAAGCAAGGGCUGAGGAAAGUCAUCAUCUAGUACCUUUGGCCACCCAGGACCAGGUCUGUGUGGGGAUGUGCCUAGUCACUGGAUAAUUGGAGACCAAGGCAGUAAUCCUUUCCACUAAAGGCCAGGGGAUGGGACUUGGAGCAGGGAACAAGCAGAGAUGUCAGCAGGCCAGUCUUCAGCAGGCCCAGUCUUAGGCUCCAAAGUAUUGACUUUUCAGCAAAUCUUUUUGGCCAAGUCCUCUGAGUUUGAAAUUUCUGGUAUCUGCCACUCCCCAUCCCCCACUGUACCCAUUGGACACAUCAUUGCCCCUCUGUGAAGGUGGUUGAAGCAGGCCUCUGGGCCGUGGUUGUCCUGGCCCUUGUGAGGAUACAACUGUGACUCUGGGGCAAUGUAGCCAGAGGCUGAGGGACCAGUAUUUGGUGCCUUGGGAAGUGGAGAGCAACAAGCACAUGUCCAAAUGGGCAAGGGAUCACUGGCAUGCAGCCCAGGCCUUUUCCAUACCCCCUCCCCAGCAUCAUGGGCAAGGGCAUUGCCUCCUCUGCCUUCUUUGGGGCCCAAUACACUCACUUCAUAGUGACAGCACCCCCAAAACAUCCUCUUAGUCCUGAGCAGAGCACGUGGUCUCAGGGCCCACAAUGAAAGGAUAGCAACUAUGGCCUGUCUUCUGGAGCCUGUGGGGAGUUUUCCAUGCAGGCCCUAUGCCAUGAUAGUGCAGUCCUGCCCCAUCAGCCCCUUACCCACCCAUGCCCCUGCUGUAAAUACUUGUCAUUGUGGACUCCGACAGUGUCAGAGGGACAGACCUAAUGAACUGAAACUCCUCGGAGUUGGCACCUCUGUCUCCCUGGGUGCCAGCAGCUCUGCUGCCAUGUGCAUUGGGGUGGCACUGGAGAGCCAUGAAACUCGUGAGAUAUUGU
This is a messenger RNA of Galeopterus variegatus (Sunda flying lemur), 15445 nucleotides long. It is a transcript of the gene BSN, whose product is annotated as bassoon presynaptic cytomatrix protein. Gene Ontology annotation, cellular component: axon; glutamatergic synapse; GABA-ergic synapse. Gene Ontology annotation, biological process: protein localization to synapse; presynaptic active zone assembly. The transcript has 12 exons. The record is from RefSeq and is a predicted model, not a curated record. Gene Ontology annotation, molecular function: metal ion binding; structural constituent of presynaptic active zone. NCBI's taxonomy places the organism in Eukaryota, Metazoa, Chordata, Mammalia, Dermoptera, Cynocephalidae. Bases 1 to 11817 code for a protein of 3938 amino acids.